AUGGUAAGUGACAAUGAUUAUGAAUUUAUGAUGCCAUCCACUUCAAAAUCAGAUCGUCUGCAAAAACGCAAGAAGUUAUCUGACUCCAACAUGGAGGGUCAGGUCGAUAAUAUCAGUAAGAUGAUUUCUGCUGAACAAGGUGCGAGUUCUAUUGACAAUGCCAUCGACUUCAAAGUCAAGUCGACAAAAAGCAAGAAGUCCAAGUUUGUUCCAAAACCAAAGCGGGUGAAGCGACCGAAAGUGAACUGGUUGGAUCUUCCGUCAGAUGUAAUGGCGAAUAUACUCUCUAGAAUCGGUGUGUUUGACAUACUUGAGAAUGCCCAAAAGUGUGGACUUAUAGGCAAUGGUCGGUCUGUAUUAAGGAAAAUUUGUAUGCAACUUGUGGAUAGAAGCCAAGGCCAGAUGGUCGAUAUCUCUAUCAAGUACUUUUGCAAUAAGGGCAUUCUUCGGUAUAUUGCUGAUAGGUCGAGUCAGCUUAGACGUCUAGAAAUUACUUCUUGUAGUUGGGAUUUGAAGGGAGCCUGGGGUGAUUCUUCGAAGAAAUUAUCAUUAUUGGAGGAACUCAGCCUUUGUGUAACAUACAUCUCGGGAAAAGAUAUCGAAGCUGCUGGCCGCUUCUGUCCCCUGCUAAAAACACUCAAAGUUAAUCAAAGACCACGUGAUAAACCUGAUGAUGAGUUGGCUGUAGCAAUUGGGAAGAACCUACCUGAGUUUAUCAAAGGCACCUUGAGUUAG
Messenger RNA from Erigeron canadensis, 735 nucleotides. RefSeq names its product putative F-box/LRR-repeat protein 9. NCBI's taxonomy places the organism in Eukaryota, Viridiplantae, Streptophyta, Magnoliopsida, Asterales, Asteraceae. The record is from RefSeq and is a predicted model, not a curated record. The transcript is spliced from 4 exons. Bases 1 to 735 code for a protein of 244 amino acids.